UCUUGUGAUUGCUAGUCUUGCCGUCACAUGAUAGACUUAAGAUGGCUCCAGUGACAGAAGAACAGUUUGCAGCUCUGCAGAUCUUAUUGAAGGCUUCCUCAAAGGACGUAGUUAGACAGCUAUGCCAAGAGUGCUUUUCUAGCUCAACAGGAAGCUCAAGCAAAUUGAUUGACAGCACCUGUUCCAAACUGUCUGUGACAUCAGAAGAAGCAGCUCAACUGGUCUGCUCUUUGCACAACCUCACCAGGCACAUUGUGUAUCGGGGCCUGUCAUCUGCAGAAGAAAUUCUCUCUCUUUUCCCAGAGAACUUCCACCAGAGCCUAAAAAACCUCCUGACCAAGAUAAUUUUGGAAAAUGUCGCUGUCUGGAGGAACGAAGCACAAUCAAGUCAGAUCUCCCUACCUCGGCUGGUUGACAUGGACUGGAGAGUGGACAUCAAGACCUCCUCGGACAGCAUCGGCAGAAUGGCAGUACCCACCUGUCUACUACAGUUGAAGGUUCAGGAAGAUCCUGCCCUGUGUGAGGACAACCCUGUGAUCUCCGCAGUGACUGUGGAGCUGAAUAAGGAAACCCUGGACACUAUGUUAGAGGGGCUGGGAAGGAUCCGAGACCAACUCUCUGCUGUUGCAAACAAAUGAAUGCCUGAGAUGUGAAUUUCACCUGCCAUUUAUACCUGGGAAGGAACUCUCUUCUAUUGCAAAUAGAGUUCUGAUAGCUUACAGGCUGGUAUCUCUUUCUAUACUAAACAAGAUUAAAAAAUGGGUGGGUUGAUUUUUUGGGGGGGGGGGGAGGAAAGGGAGGUAGUAACACGACUAUCCAAAAGCAGACGUUUGAAUGUGCACUGGCUUUGGUGCCAAAUGUAUUUUACUAAUGUUGAAGAAACUCCUCUCCUAUUCGGAGAAGGAUUUAAAGGCUCAGAGCCUGGCUUAAUCAUAAGGGUUGUAAUGGGAAAUAGCGUUCGCUCCACUGGCUGCUGCUAUUUCCCUGCCCUGAGAUUAGGGACGAAAAGACUGAGGGUAGCUGAUGGGCUGGCUUCCAGCAUUACCAGACAAUGAGGGCGCUUCUCUCUUGAAGGAGUGUGUACUGAGGUGCAUGCUUCUCACUCUGUCUCAAUCAGGCACAGCUGUGCUACAGAUCGUUACUAUGGAAUAAUGUUUUGAAAUAGGGCAAUUAUGCAGUGGAGUAUUCCUCUCUGAUUGGCUCCAUAUUACUCUUUGCACAAUAACUAGCCUGAGCACAUCACUGUAAGUAAGUGGGUUGGAACAUCUUUAGUAGAAAGUCAUUUCUUCCUUCUGGCAGAAAAGAAAAGGGGGGUGGGUUUGCUCACUUACAUUGGGUUUAAGAGACUUAGGCUUUGUCUUCCCUGAAGAACAAAAAAUAAAAGUGUGAAGAUAGAUUUAGAUGGUGAAGAAUAAGUAGCAACUGUGUGUACCACAGCUGGUGCCUGUAACACACUCCCCCUCCCCCCAUAAUGUGCAGUUAUAUCAUCUUCAUGUAAAAUAAAUCUUUUUUUAGUAAAAGCAAAAAUAAACUGUUACUUGAUUGUAUUCAGAAUAAA
Messenger RNA from Pelodiscus sinensis (Chinese soft-shelled turtle), 1558 nucleotides. It is a transcript of the gene COMMD9, whose product is annotated as COMM domain containing 9. NCBI's taxonomy places the organism in Eukaryota, Metazoa, Chordata, Testudines, Trionychidae. The record is from RefSeq and is a predicted model, not a curated record.